Messenger RNA from Effrenium voratum, 315 nucleotides. The record is from the annotation of a GenBank genome assembly. NCBI's taxonomy places the organism in Eukaryota, Dinophyceae, Suessiales, Symbiodiniaceae.
AUGUCUUGGGCCGUUGCGUGCCCGUUGCCCGCGUAUCUCAGCAGCUCUCGCCAAGAGAGCUACAGCGCUUGUUCUGACGGCGGGCCAAACAUGAGGAGGUUACAGCACAAUUGGCCAUGCCUAAGUGCAGAGCAGCGCAUGUGCUUGGAGAGAGCGGCGGCCAUCCGGAUCAUUCUCCACACAGGGCUUCCUUGGAGCAAGGGCUGCGCAGCAUAUGCCAGGCAGUGUGCUGAGCCGAAGCGUGGCACCAGGCACCUCAUUUUUUCAGCAACGCUGCUUGGCUUCGUGGGCGUCGCUCACUCAGCAUGCAAGUAG